GAUUACUAACAACCCACAAAUCUUAACUCACCCCACUCCUCCUCUAACCUCCCAUGGACCCUCUCAUACUCCACCGCUCUCUCUCCCGCCUCAAACGCCCCCCUAAACUCCCUCUCUCCCCCCCUCCUCCUCCUCCUUUUCAGACUCUCUCCACCAAACCGACCCACCACCACAACAAUAACAGGCUCGCCUGCACAAUUCGCGCAUUUCAAAACCAACAAACACAACCAGCUCUCCAAGAUGACGAGGACUCCGCCUACGGUGAAGUCGACAAGAUCAUCGGUAGCCGAGCCCUCGAAGGCGGCACCGGCAUGGAGUAUUUAAUCCAAUGGAAAGACGGCCACGCCCCUUCUUGGGUCCCACAGGAUUUCAUUGCUAAAGACGUGGUGGCCGAGUACGAAACUCCGUGGUGGACUGCCGCUAAGAAAGCCGACGAAACGGCGUUAAAACAGCUCGUUGAAGCAGAUGACGAACGGGACAUUGACGCUGUCGAUAACGACGGCCGUACUGCUCUUCUUUUCGUCUCCGGGCUCGGCUCCGAAGGGUGUGUUAGGAUUCUAGCGGAAGCCGGAGCUAAUUUGAAUCAUCGUGAUAACAGCGGCGGCUUCACGGCGCUUCAUAUGGCGGCUGGAUAUGUGAAGCCGGGAGUUGUAAAGGUUUUACUGGAGCUUGGAGCUGAUGCUGACGUGGAAGAUGACAGAGGUUUGACUCCGUUAGAUUUGGCCAAGCAGAUAUUGAGCGUGACACCGAAGGGGAAUCCAAUGCAAUUUGCGAGAAGAUUGGGGCUCGAAAGUGUAAUAAGGAAUUUAGAGGAGGCGGUGUUCGAGUACGCGGAGGUGCAGGAGAUAAUGGAGAAGAGAGGGAAGGGUGAUCAAGUGGAGUAUUUGGUGAAAUGGAAAGACGGUGGAGAUAACGAAUGGGUGAAAGCGAGAUUGAUCGGGGAGGAUUUAGUGAUGGACUAUGAAGCCGGGUUGGAAUACGGUGUGGCUGAGGGUGUACUGGGGAAGAGAAUGGGUGAUGAUGGGAAGCAAGAGUAUUUGGUUAAAUGGACGGAUAUUGAUGAGGCGACGUGGGAGCCUGAGGAGAAUGUUGAUCCUGAUUUGAUCAAGGAGUUUGAGGAUGGCCUGGUCCCUGGUGAGGUCCAAAUAAGUGAAAGUAAUGGGCCUGAGCCCAGUAGAUGUUAGGGGUUGUAAUUUUUAUAACCAUUUUGAGAGUAUUGUUGAUUAAUUAAUUAAUGUCAUUAAAGAAUGGAAAGAAAUUUAGGGUGCGUUUGGU
Pistacia vera is the source of this 1275-nucleotide messenger RNA. RefSeq names its product signal recognition particle 43 kDa protein, chloroplastic. Gene Ontology annotation, molecular function: protein binding. Lineage: Eukaryota; Viridiplantae; Streptophyta; Magnoliopsida; Sapindales; Anacardiaceae. The coding region runs from base 54 to 1184 and encodes 376 amino acids. The transcript has a single exon. The record is from RefSeq and is a predicted model, not a curated record.